UUCCCUGUUUUUUUUCCCAUUUCUCCCCGGAUCUCCCCUGUUUUUCCCAUUUUUCCAUGUUUUUUUCCCAUUUUUCCCUGUUUUUCCAGGUGCAGGCCGUGCGGGCCGUGGUUCCCAACCGCAGCAACACCGAGAUCGUGCUGGUGCUGCAGCACUUCGACAACGCCGUGGACAGAGCCGUGCAGGCCUUCAUGGAGGGGAAUGCCAGCGAAGUGCUCAAGGAAUGGACGGUGACUGGGAAAAAAAAGAACAAGAAGAAGAAACCCAAAGCCAAGGCCCCGCCCGGCCCCGGGCAGGAGGAAAAAUUGGAAAACCUGGAAAAAAACCUGGAAAAAAACCUGGGAAAAUUGGGAAUUUCCAUCAACGGUUUCCAUAGCAACCGCUGCCCCUCCCUGGAGUCGCUGCCAGGCCUCGGGAACGGAAUUUCGGCUUUUCCUGCCCCAGCCCAGCCCCCAACCCCAGCCCGGAGUGACCCUGGCGGCAGGAAAAUGGGCUGCAGCCUGGAGCGCUCCCUGAAGGAUCUGCAGCGCUGCUCCGUGGCCCUGGCGCGGUUCCGGGCGCUGCUGCGGGAGGAGGUCGAGACCUCCCUGAGGAGGGUCCGGGUGGCCUUUGGAGAGAUCCAGAGCUGCCUCAUGGAUCGGGAGGUGGCUCUCCUGGCCGAGAUGGACAAAGUCAAGGCAGAAGCAAUGGAUCUGCUCUCCCUGCGGCAGCGCCGGGCCGAGGCUCUGCGCGCUCUCACCGAGGCCGCCCCGGCCAUGUCGGAGGAGCAGCUGCAGGAGCUGCGAGCCGACAUCAAGCACUUUGUGAGCGAGCGGAAGUUCGAUGAGGAGCUGGGCCGGGCCAGUGGGAAUUCCCAUUGUUCCCAAGCCCAUUCCGGGUGGGAAUUCCGGUGGGAAUUCCCUCUGGAAUUGCCGGAAUUCCCGUUUCUCCAGCACUUUGUGAGCGAGCGGAAGUUCGAUGAGGAGCUGGGCCGGCACUUUGUGAGCGAGCGGAAGUUCGAUGAGGAGCUGGGCCGGGCCAGUGGGAAUUCCCAUUGUUCCCAAGCCCAUUCCGGGUGGGAAUUCCGGUGGGAAUUCCCUCUGGAAUUGCCGGAAUUCCCGUUUCUCCAGCACUUUGUGAGCGAGCGGAAGUUCGAUGAGGAGCUGGGCCGGGCCGGGCGCUUCGGCUGCGACCUGGAGGGGCUGCGGGGCAGCAUCGGCGCCUUCGGCACAGCCGGGCUGCCUCGCUCCUCACGGCCGCGAUCAGCUCGUGGUUGA
Molecule: messenger RNA, 1256 nt
Organism: Lonchura striata (white-rumped munia)
Lineage: Eukaryota; Metazoa; Chordata; Aves; Passeriformes; Estrildidae
Source: RefSeq, a predicted model, not a curated record